AUGCUGACGCUUGCAAGGGCCCAUAGGGUGGUAUCCAGUAGGCUCGCCCUCCAGUCUCUGGCCACUCGGUGCAAGACCACCACGGGCAUCGUGGGGUUGCCCGUGGACGAAGAUGCCCGCACGACCCUGGGGGAGCACUACGCAAAAGUGCUGGAGGCCAUCACAGUCAUCCCAGAGUCUGCUGUCUACCGCCAGUCGGUGGAGAAGACCGUGAAGCACCGCCUGGCAGCCCUUCAGACAGGUGCUGAGGACGAGGAGCUGGAGCAGCAGUUUGGCAGGCAAUUGGAGGAGGAAAUCAAGAUCAUGAAGGACGAGCUCAAGCUCAUCCCGAAGAUGGCAGAGUGGCGCCCAUGGGAGGUCCCCGAAGACUACAAGAGCGACCUGUUCCCCUGCAACGCCGGGGACGAUGACCUUCCGGGAGUGGCCACCCAGGAGUCCUCGCUGAACCCUGCGCCGCCGAGCCCGGAGCACCGGUGGCCACCCGCAGCCUCCUGGACCACGCUGGAGCAGGAGUAUGCGUAUCGCACCAUCUCCAUCUCCUUUGAGGAGGAAACGCUUCCAGGCGUGCUUUCCUCGGUGAUCAUGUCCGAGGACCGCCUGCUGCGCCUGUAUGAGUCGGGCCUGCCGGGCUGGGCGGUGCUCCUCCCCCGCCUGGGCAUCUACUACCGGCCCUGGGUCAGACGCGUCACCUGGAUCCUGUUCUACAUCUUCUCCAUUGUGUCCCUGGCAGCCGGCUUCUACGACCUCUACCGCAACCUGCCGGGUGUUCAGGCACUGUUCAACAUGGUGGUGGCACGCUUCUGGGGGCCCUCAGUCCUCUUCCGGUGGCUGGAAGCACAUGCCCAGGUGCGGCUGUCCCUGCUGCUCACCUUCUUGCUUGGAAAGAGCGAGUGGCUGGUGGUGGGCGUGCGGCUGCUGCGCACGGCGGGCAGGGCGCUUUCCACCCUGCUGGGCCCCCACAUGGCCGGCCUGUGGGGUGGGGCGUGCGCCCUGGCAGGUGCGUUCACACCCGCCCUGUCGGCCGCUCGGCAGUUGCUGGACCUCGCUGUCAUGCCCCUCACGCUGGUGGGUGUCUCGCAAGGGGUGUUACUGGUGCCCAGGGACUGA
This is a messenger RNA of Auxenochlorella protothecoides, 1107 nucleotides long. RefSeq names its product putative NADH dehydrogenase [ubiquinone] 1 alpha subcomplex subunit 5, mitochondrial. Gene Ontology annotation, biological process: respiratory electron transport chain. The transcript has 6 exons. Bases 1 to 1107 code for a protein of 368 amino acids. Lineage: Eukaryota; Viridiplantae; Chlorophyta; Trebouxiophyceae; Chlorellales; Chlorellaceae. The record is from RefSeq and is a predicted model, not a curated record.